Messenger RNA from Dicentrarchus labrax (European seabass), 3545 nucleotides. RefSeq names its product germ cell-less, spermatogenesis associated (gene gmcl1). Bases 352 to 1863 code for a protein of 503 amino acids. Gene Ontology annotation, molecular function: protein binding. The record is from RefSeq and is a predicted model, not a curated record. The transcript is spliced from 15 exons. NCBI's taxonomy places the organism in Eukaryota, Metazoa, Chordata, Actinopteri, Moronidae. Gene Ontology annotation, biological process: germ cell development.
ACCACCGAGAGAAGAAGAAUAACAAAAGCAACCAGAGAUUUUAAGGGCAGCACACAUCAUCUCCUAACGUCACCUCUCUGGGUCACAUUUGCUUUAAUUUAGAAAAAAAAUGUAACUGGAACCGCGAAGAGUUUUGCGGUCUGGAAGCUUGCGUGGAGUCGCAGCUUGUCAGAAGAAACGCUGUUAAUUGUGUUCAGACUUGUUUUCCUUUUGUGAGCUACGUUAAGCUAGCUCCGAGGUUAGCUCCUGUUCAACGGGCUCGUCAACGUCUGACAGAUCAUCAGCCGGUGUUUACCGUCCAGAUUAACCCCACACCUCUGCCUCAGCUCGCCCCGGUGCUAAUCGUCAGAGAUGGGAAGUCUGGGCAGCAGGUUCCAAUCCCCCUCUCAGGGACCAGAGGAAGCUGCAGAGGGCACAAGUACCAGUCGUAAGCAUGGAUGUGAGUGUAAGAAGAGGAAGCGAAACGCUCAGUGUGACUGUGACAGUGAACAAGAGGAGGACGAUGCCAUAUUAGAUACACCUCGGAGGCAAAAAUUGAAGAGCACAUCACGAUACAUUUAUCAGACGUUGUUCCUGAAUGGGGAAAACAGUGAUAUUCGCAUCUGUGCUCUGGGACAAGAGUGGAACCUCCACAAAGUAUACCUGUGCCAGUCUGGGUAUUUCUCCAGCAUGUUCAGCGGCUCUUGGAAGGAGUCCAACAUGAUGGAAAUUAACUUGGAGAUCCCGGACCAGAACAUUGACACCGAAGCUCUACAAGUGGUAUUCGGAUCACUGUACCGGGAUGAUGUUCUGAUCAAGCCCAGCAGGGUUGUCAGUAUUCUUGCCGCUGCUUGUAUGCUACAGCUGGAUGGUUUGAUCCAGCAAUGUGGAGAGACCAUGAAAGAAAACAUCAGUGCGAAGACUGUGUGUGGCUACUAUGCCUGUGCCAGUAUCUAUGGCUUGGAUUCAGUCAUGAAAAAGUGUCUUGAGUGGCUUCUGAACAACCUUAUGACACACCAAAAUGUUGAGCUGAUGAAAGAACUUGGGACUGAGGUGAUGGAGCAGCUCAUCCAGUCCUCGGACCUGUUUGUCAUGCAGGUGGAGAUGGAUGUAUACACUGCUCUGAAAAAGUGGAUGUUCCUGCAGCUCAAUCUGUUGUGGGACGGCCCAAUCAAGCAGCUCCUGGCUGACGCUGACGCCUGGCUUUGCAAACGCAGGACAGACCUGUGUGAGAAGGAGCCCUUCUUGAACACAGACGAGGGCGCACCUUUCCGUUCAGUCUUCAAAUACGUUCGUCUCCAAUACAUCAUCAACGAUCUGGCUUCUGCACGCAUCUUGGAGAGAGACAAUAUUUUGCCCCCUGAUUGGUUAAUGAUGGUGUACAAAAACCAGUGGUUCGCUAUGCUCCGGACAGAAUUUGACAAUGAUAAUGGUCCACAUGAAGCUAACAAAGAGGAGUUCGAGCUGAGCAGUAUGAGGUGCGGCAGGAAACUGACAAAAGAUGGAGACUACUGCUGGCGGUGGACAGGCUUUAACUUUGGUUUUGACCUGCUGGUGACUUACACGAACCGUUUCAUAGUCUUCAAAAGAAAUACACUGAGUCAGCCAUGUGGGGGCGCUGUGAGUCUGCAACCUCGAAGACAUCUGGCAUACAGGUUACGUCUCGCCUCCUUUGAUAGCCGUGGAAAGCUGGUCUGCAGCCGCUCAACCGGUUACCAGCUGCUCACCCUUGAGAAAGACCAGGAGUAUGUGGUGAUGAACCUGGACAGCCGGUUGUUAUCAUUCCCCCUCUACGUGUGCUGUAACUUCCUCUAUACGUCGCCUCAUUCGGACCACCGUCCAGAUUCCUCAGAACAAGAAAGCACUGCUCACAGCGUCUCUUGAUGCCCUGUUCAGCAGCCAUUAACCGCUACUGUUGCUCCGGUAAUGCUGAGACACUGACACAAGCUUGUAUGUACAAUCCACCAACACAUUUAACAUCACUUUGACAUUGGACAUAUCAUCUGCAUGCCAUGUAACUCUGUGAGGUGUUUAGGGAAAAUAUUUUGCAUCUAUGUAUAUUUGGCACAUUCAGAGUUAGCGACGUAUACGUUACAGCGGCCGGGAGGGAUCGGGCCCCCCUAUGCCUUCAGAGCAGCUUCAAACCUUUGACCUCUGCCGUGAACUGUCUGCACUGGGAUGUUGGACCAUUUCUCAAGAUGGAAAACCUCCAAGUCUUUGGAAACAAUGGGAAUCUACUUUGAUAACGUGCACUUCAGAACUUUAAAUAAUGGCUACACAAUGUUUAGAUCUGGUGAUUCUGAAGACCAUGGACAGGGUUGACUUUAGCACUGUAGAGUUGCUGUUAUCGGUGUGGAUGGGGGCAUCAUCAUCCUGGAAUAUGGGGGACAUCACGAGGGAACAGCACCAGCAGGUGAAACUGGACCUUUACUGGCUUGUAUGGGAACGUUGCUCGUUCUGACCGUAUUGUAAAUUGUUGUUCACUCCACCGAUGGGUGCACUCUAAAACCCGACGGGCACGGUGCUGUUUGAAACUGGGCACGUUUUCCACUCCAUUUCUAAUCGGCACACAAAACAUCAUCUGUCGUUUGUACUGACUUGAAUCGACAGCUCCGUGCAGCAGGCAAACAAAACUCCACGUAGACAAACAAUGUCGUAAACAAUCUAGACUGAUAAACACAUAUUUGAUAUGACUCAUGGUCCAAAUGGAAAAGGUGCUGUACAAUCUCUGCCUACACUUAAAAGCUGUAAAAAGACUAAAUUAAAGCCUGACAAAGCAUCUUUGCCACCUGCUGCUGUUUGGUUACCAGCUGAUAGAGAUUCAGAGGAUUUUCCGACUGUGUUUUAUGAUUCUUUAGUUGUAUCUCAGGCUUUCAGAUCGGAAAGUCCACCACCUCUUCAGUUAAACUGCACCACCACACCCAGAUUAAACCCAGUAUAAACUUUGUGAAAUAACAUUUACUGCAAUGUAUUUAUUUCAUGCAAUGUAGAAAACCUAAUAUGAACAAAAUAAUUGCUUCGAGUGAUACAAGUAAAGUAGCGAAAGUUUACAGUUGGACGUCCGAUUAAAGACACCAGCUUUCUAAUGUUCACAGUAUAAUGUUGAAGGUCUGUUCACCAGCCACACUGUCAAAUGCUGUUUACUCAGAGUCCACUGCUCCUCCUUCGCAGUGCAGUUUGUCUCUGUUUUACACGUGUAGGCAGGAUAUUUAGACUGCUCCCAUCACCACAAUUAUUACCUUUGCAGUUACUUUGUUCUACAGUUUUGUACUAUUAAUUAGGUCACUUUGUUUUGGCAAUUUUGGAAAUAUGUUGUUACCUCAUGCUGUUUCUAAAACCAGUAAAUGGGAUUAUCAGCGGACAUGUACUGCUAACUCGUUUGAGUCAGUAUGACUUGCCUGUAUAGCUGCAACUGUCAUUAAGUUCAAAGUUAAAGGUGUUUUUAUUUGGCAUUUAUUUAUUUUUUACUUCAUUUGUAUUUGUAUUGAUGUAUUUUUGCAAAGGAAAAUAUGUAUACAAUUCUCGACAGCCAAUAAAACUGCCCAUUCACGUGGGCUGUGGUGCUA